UAUAGCUAGCUAGACUAACUUUGCCUACUUAGUUAGCUAGCUAGAUAACUUAAGAUAGCCUAGCUUAAGUUUCACCUUGUUUUCAGUGUAGCUCUCAUUCUAAUUUCUUGCUGAAUCCUGUGAAUUGAUAACUGAUUAUUUGUAGAUCAUAAUUAAAGACAACUUUCUCUGACAACUUGUCCUGACAUGGCAUGUGAGCAACGUCUGAGGACCGGCCAAGGUACUCAAUUACUGCCUAAUGUGGUUGCCACAGAGCAGCAAUCUUUGAUUGUUGUGAAGAAACUGCUUGCCAUUGCAGUGUCUAGCAUCACCUACCUCAGAGGUCUUUUCCCAGAGAAGGCUUAUGGAAGCAAAUAUGUUGAAGAGCAAAAAGUGAUGAUCCUUAGGGAGGAGCGCAGCUGCCCUGGUGCCAGUCAGAUUGUACAGUGGAUGCAAGGAUGUUUUGAUGCCCUUCAGCGGAAAUAUCUGCGAAUGGUGGUCCUGUCUAUAUAUACAGAUCAAGAUAAUCCAAAGAAGGUAACAGAAUGCUACCAGUUCAGGAUACAGUACACUGACAAGGGACCUCAGAUGGACUUUGAAAGCAAAAACAGUAAUACAGUGUCCAUGAUGGCUUGCGGCAACACUAAGAAGGCCAGCAUCCUGCUGGUGCGUAAGCUCUAUACGCUUAUGCAAAACCUGGGUCCCCUGCCUGACAGUGUCUGUCUCAAUAUGAAACUAUCCUACUAUGACAACGUUACCCCCGAAGACUACCAGCCUCCUGGCUUCAAGGAAGGAGACAGCGACAGUAUAGAGUUUGAAAAGGAACCUGUCAGGUUGACCAUGGGUGAAGUGGCCACUCCCUUCCACACACUGAAGAUGGACGUGACCACAGAGAGAGGAAGGCUCGAACAGGUGGAUGAGGAUAAACCUGUCUGUGUCAGAGACAAGUGGACGCUGAAGAUGGCGGAGGAGGGGACUGUGAGACAGAUCAGCAAGUAUGAGGACGUGGAUGAUCCAAACAACAACCUUAACUUUGACAACUCGGAUAUCCUGGUGAGCUGCCAAAAGAAUAUUGAAGUAUGCGAGACAACCACGGAACGCUCUCAGAUGGACAUGGUGGUAAAGAACACCUCUGACCAGGAGAUGACCCUGAGCAGGACGAGGAGUGGACGUGUCAUCCAGUCGACUACCGAGAGGAAGGGGAAAACAGAGGUGCACAGCGUCAGCAAGAUGAAGUCCUCCCAUGUCCAAGAAAAAAUGAUGUCCCAGUUUGAGUUCCCCUGCAGCCAAGAGGUCCCAUCUGUGGCACCAAAGAGACGCAAGUUCAGUGAACCUAAAGAGCGUUACUAACAUCAUGCUAGAUUCCUCAGUUGGAAAUAUUUUUAGGAAAAUACUAGUUUUUAAGCAAAGUAUAAUGUAACUUAAGUCCCUUAUUCAGUUGCUCUUCUCUGUGAGAUUCCAAAAUACUGUCCACCUAUUUUUGUUAAUACUGUUAGUUCAAUGGUUGCUUUCUAAAAUAAGAUGGAGUGUGGAUAACACUGCUAUUCAUGUUGUUUUCUGUUGAUUUUUGAAUGUAAUAGGUUUACAUAUUUUGUUACUUAACAUUUAUGUACCAAACGGUAUCUUUAUAAUUACAUAUAGUCUUAAUGUGCUUACGUUGGUAAGCCUUAUGUUGGUAUUACAAUAAUUGUAUUUAUGUUGAUUCAAAAUAAAAGUUAUUUCGUUUUUAACAAAAGUCUUAGUUUAGGCGCAGCAGCUUUUACACAUUUCAGCAACAAACCUGGUCGCACCUGCAUUCAUCUUGUGGUUGGAAAAAAGCUUGCUCUCGCUACUGUUGGUAAGAUUAAAGAGCCCUGGUUUCCUGUCUGCAAAACUGGUUCUGUUUCUGACACGUUUGCAAACAUAAAUCAUGAAAUUGACAAACAUACUGAAUAGUUAGAAAAUGAUAGCGCUCCAGAGGGAGAGACUUAACUACAUUUGCAUGCGAUGUGUCUUAAAUUAGGCUGUUAAGUGAAAGUGGAUUAUAUCUGUACACACUGACCUUUGGGCAGAGAUAAGGGGCCAUCAGCAACCUGCCGCCUGGACGGUCGGCUGUGUGUUUUUAAUCUCAUGUUGUUUUUCCCAGAGAGGGACAUUUGCUGAUAGACUGCCUUAACCCACUGCAGAUCAAUACUGGAGGAAGCCUUUGUGAUGCAUAUCCAAACAGGCCCCUCUCUCUCUCCAUCAGUCUAGGGAGAGAUGGAGGGGAAAGCAAGCAUCCAUCAAAUCAACUCUUACAACCAAACGUAAGGGCUUUGUCUCCAGGACUGAAGAAUGUGUUUAUGUCAUUGACUCUGUUUUUUUUAUGGGCACAGGAGAUAACAUUCCAGUAUAAAGAGGAAUGGACUGCAAAAUCCAGUGCCAUGCCCUCUGCACCAUUGACAAUACGCACACACAGCAGUGAAUUGGCGAUCUUUAUGAGCUGUGAAAUGAAUCUGGGUUAGCCAACCUUAUAUUGACUCAAUGGUGGCAUUUUUCAAUAAUUUUCCAUUUAAACAGCAGGGCUUCUGCUUGUAUUGAUAAGGUAUGAAAUGCAACGACAGUUAAAAAUAAACUCCCCUGUAGUGUUAAACAAUAUAGUGUAGUUAUUUACCUAUGUAUCUAUGAUGAAUAGCAUCUACCCCGCAUACAACAUUGGCAUCCACCAAUAGUAAACAUUUUAACUGGCAAAUUAAUCUUACAAUCUUGCUUUAUAUUGCGUUGAGUGUGCAUUAUGUAAGGUCUUUUCAAAAUACGAUUGCUUUCAUGGUAUUUUAAUCAUUGGCAGUUGACUGCUUAAUGGGAUGAAAAUAGAUUUAUGAAGCUAUUAUAACUAUAAUUAUCGCCAUAUUCACUCAUAAGACAAAUGUAAAUUAAAAAAUGUUUUCAAGUUACUGUAUAGUGCUUGAUUACAUCAAAACCACAUCCAGCAAAAGCAUUAAAAAGCCCUGUCUCAAUAAA
Hypomesus transpacificus is the source of this 2958-nucleotide messenger RNA. It is a transcript of the gene hormad1, whose product is annotated as HORMA domain containing 1. NCBI's taxonomy places the organism in Eukaryota, Metazoa, Chordata, Actinopteri, Osmeriformes, Osmeridae. Bases 187 to 1329 code for a protein of 380 amino acids. The record is from RefSeq and is a predicted model, not a curated record. The transcript is spliced from 15 exons.